ACCGGAAGUAUACCGGUUUCUAUAGCUCGGUUUAUUAGUUUCUCUCGCUUUGUGUAGGGUUCUGCGAUUUGCAGAGGGAAAGCUCCUGAGACUGAGAUUGUUGACAAGGAACUCUCAAUCAAUCAGGUGAAGCGAAAUCUAGAGGACGAUGAGAACGAUUUCGAUCGCCAUUGCAUUGAUACCGAAGAGAUUUGUCCAUCGGAAUCUCCAGGGGAAAGGUAAUUCUUCGGCUGCUUCUCCCUCGUUUUGUCUUUGUUGCUGGGUACGAGCUUUCUCUGGUGCUAGUGAUGGUUACAGAGAGAUACUGAGAAACGGGCUUCGUGAUAUUAAGCUAGACGAUGCUGUUGGUUUGUUUGGUGAAAUGGUAAAGUCUCGUCCUUUUCCUUCCAUUGUUGAUUUCAGUAAACUGUUGAGCGCUAUCGCUAAGUUGAGGAAGUAUGAUGUCGUCAUCUCUCUGGGCGAGAAGAUGCAAAAUUUGGGAAUUCCGCAUAAUCACUAUACUUUCAGUAUCUUGAUAAACUGUUUCUGCCGCUCCUCCCAGCUCCCUUACGCUUUAUCCAUUUUUGGGAAGAUGAUGAAACUCGGAUUUGUUCCCAGCGUUGUCACGCUUAACUCGCUGCUCAUUGGUUUCUGUCACGGGAAUCGGAUUUCGGAUGCUGUAUCUCUGCUUGAUCGAAUGGUGGAAAUGGGAUACAAACCUGAUACCAUCACAUUCAACACUCUGAUCCAUGGCCUGUUUCUCCACAACAGAGUCUCAGAGGCAGUGUCUUUAGUUGAACGGAUGGUGUUGAAAGGAUGUCAACCAGAUCUGAUUACUUACGGUGCGGUAAUAAACGGAGUAUGUAAGAGAGGCCAUACUGAUUUGGCUUUGAAUCUGCUCAAGAAGAUGGAAGCAGAAAAAAUAGAGCCGAAUGUUGUAAUCUACAGCACAAUUAUUGAUGGUCUCUGCAAACACAAACAUGUGGAUGACGCAGUCGACCUAUUCAGUGAAAUGGAGAAGAAAGGGAUUAAAGCAAAUGUUGUCACCUACAACUCCCUCAUAAGUUGCCUUUGUACUUACGGAAGAUGGAGCGAUGCCUCUCGACUACUAAGCGAUAUGAUCGAGAGGAACAUCAACCCCGAUGUAGUCACGUUCAAUGCAUUGAUCGAUGCGUUUGUGAAAGAGAGGAAGAUUUUGGAGGCCGAAAAACUGUACGAGGAAAUGAUCAGAAGGUCUAUAGAUCCUGACAUUUUCACGUACAGUUCACUGAUCAAUGGGUUUUGCAUGCAGAGUCGCCUAGAGGAGGCCAAGCAGAUGUUUGAUUCGAUGGCUAGCAAGGGUUGUCUCCCAAAUGUAGUGAUGUAUAAUACUCUCAUCAAUGGAUUUUGCAAGUCUAAGAGGGUAGAGGAUGGCAUGGAACUCUUCCGUGAGAUGUCUCAAAGAGGAUUGAUUGGCGACACAGUCACUUACAACACCCUAAUCCAAGGCUUUUACCAAGCUGGAGAUUGUGAGAAUGCCCAACAAGUUUUCAAAGAGAUGGUUUCUGCUGGUGUGCCUCGUGAUAUUAUGACUUACAACAUGUUGUUACAUGGACUUUGUUACAACGGGAAGCUCGAGAAAGCAUUGGUCGUAUUUCAAGAUAUGCAAAAGAGUAAAAUGGAACUCAAUAUUGUUAUAUAUAAUAUUAUCAUUGAAGGAAUGUGCGAGGCUUGUAAGGUGGAAGAAGCUUGGAAAUUAUUCUGUAGCCUCGACCUCAAAGGAGUGAAGCCUGAUGUUGUCACCUACAACUCCCUCAUAAGUUGCCUUUGUACUUACGGAAGAUGGAGCGAUGCCUCUCGACUACUAAGCGAUAUGAUCGAGAGGAACAUCAACCCCGAUGUAGUCACGUUCAAUGCAUUGAUCGAUGCGUUUGUGAAAGAGAGGAAGAUUUUGGAGGCCGAAAAACUGUACGAGGAAAUGAUCAGAAGGUCUAUAGAUCCUGACAUUUUCACGUACAGUUCACUGAUCAAUGGAUUUUGCAUGCAGAGUCGCCUAGAGGAGGCCAAGCAGAUGUUUGAUUCGAUGGCUAGCAAGGGUUGUCUCCCAAAUGUAGUGAUGUAUAAUACUCUCAUCAAUGGAUUUUGCAAGUCUAAGAGGGUAGAGGAUGGCAUGAAACUCUUUCGUGAGAUGUCUCAAAUAGGAUUGAUUGGCGACACAGUCACUUACACCACUCUUAUUCAAGGCUUUUACCAAGCUGGAGAUUGUGAGAAUGCCCAACAAGUUUUCAAAGAGAUGGUUUCUGCUGGUGUCCCUCCUAAUAUUAUGACUUACAACAUGUUGUUACAUGGGCUUUGUAAUAACGGGAAGCUCGAGAAAGCGUUGGUCGUAUUCCAAGAUAUGCAAAAGAGGGAAAUGGAACUCAAUAUUGUCACAUAUAACAUUAUGAUUGAAGGGAUGUGCAAGGCUGGUAAAGUAGAAGAUGCUUGGGAUUUAUUCAAUAGUCUCAGGCUCAAAGGAGUGAUGAAGCCUGAUGUUGUCACCUACAACUCCCUCAUAAGUUGCCUUUGUACUUACGGAAGAUGGAGCGAUGCCUCUCGACUACUAAGCGAUAUGAUCGAGAGGAACAUCAACCCCGAUGUAGUCACGUUCAAUGCAUUGAUCGAUGCGUUUGUGAAAGAGAGGAAGAUUUUGGAGGCCGAAAAACUGUACGAGGAAAUGAUCAGAAGGUCUAUAGAUCCUGACAUUUUCACGUACAGUUCACUGAUCAAUGGAUUUUGCAUGCAGAGUCGCCUAGAGGAGGCCAAGCAGAUGUUUGAUUCGAUGGCUAGCAAGGGUUGUCUCCCAAAUGUAGUGAUGUAUAAUACUCUCAUCAAUGGAUUUUGCAAGUCUAAGAGGGUAGAGGAUGGCAUGAAACUCUUUCGUGAGAUGUCUCAAAUAGGAUUGAUUGGCGACACAGUCACUUACACCACUCUUAUUCAAGGCUUUUACCAAGCUGGAGAUUGUGAGAAUGCCCAACAAGUUUUCAAAGAGAUGGUUUCUGCUGGUGUCCCUCCUAAUAUUAUGACUUACAACAUGUUGUUACAUGGGCUUUGUAAUAACGGGAAGCUCGAGAAAGCGUUGGUCGUAUUCCAAGAUAUGCAAAAGAGGGAAAUGGAACUCAAUAUUGUCACAUAUAACAUUAUGAUUGAAGGGAUGUGCAAGGCUGGUAAAGUAGAAGAUGCUUGGGAUUUAUUCAAUAGUCUCAGGCUCAAAGGAGUGGUGAAGCCUGAUGUUGUAACCUACAAUACAAUGAUCUCAGGGUUUUGUGGGAAAGGCUUAAAGGAGGAAGCGGAUGCCUUGUUCAGAGAAAUGAAAGAAGAUGGGCCUCUCCCAAAUGACUAUACAUAUAAUACGCUAAUCCGGGCGCACCUCAGAGAUGGUGACAAAGCCGCAUCAGCCGAACUCAUCAAGGAAUUGAGGAGUUUGGGCUUCUGUGGGGACGCUUCAACGAUUAGCUUGGUCGGGAACAUGUUGCAUGAUGGGAGAUUAGACCAAAGCUUUCUGGACAUGCUUUCUUAAUAUAGCUUCAUCAUCCUAGAGCGAGGUUUCAGACAAGAGUCGACGAUGCAAACACUUGUCGUCGUGUUAACUCAAGAUUCUAGAAUAGUGCUCAAAGUCAGUGAAGCUUCUUUCACUAAAACUUCAGACUUCAAAUGAUGUUUGGUAACUGAUUAUAAGCUUGGUAGUAUUCAGUCCAGAAUCCACUGACACCGAGUUUAAACCUCUCAAAACAGACAUAAUGGCGUUGAAGUCACAUCUGUUUUUACUGUCGGAGGCUAUAUAAACUCUGGCUCUGUAAGGUGUGGGAUCUUAGCACGCUUCAAAGGUGAUGAAGUGCUUGCUAACGAGAAUGAAGUUAAAUUCACCGCUGAGAUCAAGAACGUGUGUGAGCCGUCUUUACCUUGGAAGCACCAUCGACACUUGUACUUCUUCCUCUGCAUCGAACUGGUGUUAUCAAGGUUCUCACUGCACCUCGUGGCCACACCGACAAUGAGUAACCACUCUCUCUGUGCUGCGUUUUCGUUUUCGUUUUCAUGUUUAAGUUGAGACAAUUAUGUGCGAGUCCUAUGGAGUUUAGUGAUUCAUGUCAUUUGUUUUCACAAUCUAAACUUGAUUACCUGAGCUGAUUAAAACCAAUUUAUGAUGUUGAAAAUUAUUCUCUUCGUUUGGUAGAUCAAUUUUGUAUAUGUUGUGUAUCAGUUCCACUUACUCUCUCACACUAAUGAUCUCGUAGUUAAACCACAAGCCUCAUAACUAGGCCCAUUUGGAAAUAAUAUCAUUGGGCUGAUCAAGAGGCCCAAUUUAGUUUACUCGAAGCCCUUUUCUCCAAAACCUACAAUAUCUACUUAUCCCCUCCGCUAUAAAUGGUAAGUUUUCACUCUCUCACGUUUUUUACACACACGUCACUAUCUUCCAAAACAGCGUCGUUUCAAGGAUGAGUAAAGCAGGCGGCAGCAGCUCCGGCGUCAACAACAUCCCGAAGAACCGGUUCCAGAAAAGCGGUAGCGAGGAGGUGUACGAGGUGAAGGAGACGGACACGUGCCUGAUUUACAGAGUCGACAUGCCUGGUUGUCCCGUGUCGGACCUCACCUACUGGAUCGACCGCGACAAAGUCCACGUCUUCGCCGACGAACCCGCGAUGCCCGAGUACGACCACGGCGGACGCAAAUACGGAGGCACGUUGCUUUUCAACACCGAGUUUUACGACGUCAAGCGAGCCAAGGGUAAGCUUCUCAACGGCGUUUUCUGGCUCACCGUCCCUAAAGUCCCCGGCAAAAGCAUCAAGCUUGAUGUCAUUGAGAAGAUGCUGUAUGAUUUCAAGGUCACCAAAAAAUGACGUCGUUUUGAGUGAGUCCGUACGUCUCGCGUCUCUGUCUCUUGCCUCGUAAUGGUGUCUCUCGCUAGGGUUUAUGGUAUUUUUCUGUUUUUUUUUUUAAAUAAAAGGGUCUCUAUGACGUCAACUUUGUUUUAGCUGGUUUAUGGUUUUUCUUCUGUAUCAUCUGAUUGAUUAAUGUCAUCAGAACGUUUCUUUGAGGCUAUAACGAGAUGUUUAAG
Messenger RNA from Thlaspi arvense, 5053 nucleotides. The record is from the annotation of a GenBank genome assembly. Lineage: Eukaryota; Viridiplantae; Streptophyta; Magnoliopsida; Brassicales; Brassicaceae.